CCCGUAUCAAGUGACGCGUUUGCUCGCGGACGGAAGGCCAGUGCUGUACACAAACAACCCCAGAGGUUUUUAAGAGGGAAUAAUUCAUAUUUCGUUCGCUACAGGGAUGCUGUACCGGAAAGGCAGAAGCUGAAAGAGGGAAAAGCUGUCUCGUUCUCACAGAACCAUGGCUUCUGAACUCCACGAAGUCAUUUUUAUGGCCAAGCAAGAGCGGCACAAGAACCUUUUCCUGAACUACAGAAACCUCAACAGCUUCCCCGUAGAGCUCCUCAAAGAUGAAGGGAUGCAGUUCCUGGAGCGUCUCUUCAUGAAGAGAAACUCCCUCACCGCACUUCCAGAAAACCUGGAUCAGAGACUUCCCAACCUGAUAGAAUUGUACCUGCACUCAAACAAUAUUGCGAUAAUUCCUCAAGCGAUUGGCAAUCUAGUGAAGCUGCAGUCACUGGACCUGAGUGACAACGCUCUUCAGGUCAUCUGUCCAGAGAUCGGUCAAGUGCGCUCACUGCGGCAUUUGCGCUUGGCCAACAACCAGCUGAAGUUCCUCCCUCAAGAGCUGGGAGAUCUCCGAGAGCUGGAGACUCUUGACGUGUCCAUGAACCUCCUGAGGACUCUUCCCGAGCGUCUGCACCGGUGUCUGUCCCUGCAGUGCCUGACGGCGGACCGCAACCUGCUCUGCUGCCUUCCUCGUCAGCUCUGUCUGCUGCCCGACCUCAAUGAGCUCUCCAUGGCCGCCAACUGCCUGACUUCACUGCCCCUGGAUCUGGGGCGCUCCAUGGAGCUGCAGUUUGUGUUUGUGGACAACAACGCUCAUCUGAAGGGGCUUCCGUCGUAUCUUUAUAACAAAGUCAUCGGCUGCAGUGGAUGCGGCCUAGCUGCGCAGACCUCUGACGUGAAGCAGCUCUGCCCGACGCUGGGAGACGUGACCGUUCCUCUGCCCUCUGAAGUGAAGGCCAUCGGCUCCGAGACGGAGCGCGUGUUGCCUUUGGAGGAGCUGGCGUGCAGAGUCCUGCAUGCGGCCCACAGCUGGACCGGCAAGGAUGCGAGGUUCCUGACGCCGUUUCUGCUGCCCAAGAGUCUGCUGGAUGUGGUUCGUUGGCCUCUGGGUCACUGUCACCGCUGCAGUCAGCCCAUGUUCACCAUCGUCUACCCUAAACUGUUUCCUCUCAGAGAGACUGCGCUCGCAGGAGUGCACAAGAGAAGCACUGUGAGUUUUGUGGCGUACUGCUGCUCUAGCCGCUGCCUGAGAACGUUUGACCUGCAGGGCUGAUGAUGUCUCGCGUCCGCUUUCACCUUCACGGAGGACUUCACGGAGAACCCACGCCUGCCCGAGCUUCUGAAAACGUUCUUC
This is a messenger RNA of Puntigrus tetrazona (Sumatra barb), 1348 nucleotides long. It is a transcript of the gene lrrc28, whose product is annotated as leucine rich repeat containing 28. The transcript is spliced from 10 exons. The record is from RefSeq and is a predicted model, not a curated record. Bases 167 to 1267 code for a protein of 366 amino acids. Gene Ontology annotation, molecular function: protein binding. Lineage: Eukaryota; Metazoa; Chordata; Actinopteri; Cypriniformes; Cyprinidae.